This is a messenger RNA of Juglans microcarpa x Juglans regia, 1772 nucleotides long. RefSeq names its product programmed cell death protein 2-like. Gene Ontology annotation, cellular component: cytoplasm. The transcript has 8 exons. Lineage: Eukaryota; Viridiplantae; Streptophyta; Magnoliopsida; Fagales; Juglandaceae. Bases 193 to 1338 code for a protein of 381 amino acids. The record is from RefSeq and is a predicted model, not a curated record.
GAGCAAAAAUAGCCGUCGCCACCACUGCCACUGGGGGCACAGAGAGACUGCCCGGGAAGCUUUCCCUUCAACUUCACCAUACCUAAAUCUGAAGCCUUUGAAAACUGUAAGAUAUUCGAAGGAGGAGGCAGUUUCUGAAUAGCUUAUAUAACUUGUUUUGAGAAAUCCAAGUGUUCCUUGAAGAAUACGUGAAUGGGUGAAGUUAUUCUAGGGAUGCCAGGGCCGUGGGCCGAUGAUCAUUGUGAACCAUCUGAUCAUUAUACUUCAAAAAUUGGAGGACUGCCUGACUGGCCUCUUCAAGAAGAGGCUAUAAGACCCAGCCUGCUUGAGUGUGGUGCAUGUGGUAGUAAACUCUGUCUUAUUGCACAGGUUUACGCCCCAAUUUCAUGUAAGAGUCUAGAGAUCGAAGAUCGUGUUCUUUAUGUUUUUGGUUGUGUGAUGCCGAAAUGUGGGAGCAAUCCCCUUAGUUGGCGAGCUCUUCGCGUUCAGAGGUCACCUAAUGCAGAUAAACCACAAACUGCCUCUGUGGAUGUGGCCUCUUCACCUGCACCCUCUGUGUUAUCACCGAAUACCAGCUGGUGGGAGGGUUUUGAUGAUGACAUUGGUGAUGACAUGGAUCUGGAGGAAUUGGGUAAAGCACUCUCCGAAGCUGCAACCUUUGCUUCUCAAUGUUCUCAUUCCAAGAAACCACAGAGAAAUCACCAUUCUGAGACUUUCAUGACGCCCGCAUCUGCAAGUACAAGAACAAGACUGAUGGAUGCCAACACAUCAGUGGUGCCUUGCUUUUAUAUUUAUUCUCAGAAAGAGCCAUCCUCGAGGGAUCUUACUUCAAUUUGCUCGAAUUACUCGUCACUUUCCAUUAAGGAGAAUGGUAGUGAUGCUGAGGGUCAUGUACCAGGAGAAACUUGGGCAGAGGAACGUUAUGAACAUGAUAAAGCAUUGACUGCUGAUAGGACUUACCUUAAAUUCAAGCGUCAACUGGAUGCAUUUCCAGAGCAAUGUUUCAGAUAUUCAUAUGGUGGGAAACCACUUCUGGCUACAGCAGAUGAAGGAGAACCUGGGAGGUGCAGGCUAUGUGGUGAAUCAAGGCUCUUUGAAAUGCAGCUAAUGCCACCAUUAUUGUACUUUCUACAUGAAGCAGUUGAUGAUCAUCAACGAGUUUUGUUGGAGAAUUGGGACUGGAUGACACUCAUUGUAUACACUUGUUCCAAGAACUGUUCUCAAUCGUUUGAUCAAGAAAAACCCAACUCAGGAGGCUGGACUGUGGCAGAGGAAGCUGUUGUGGUACAAUGUGAGAAACCCUUGGAUGAGUCGGCUCGACUUAGCUAUUUCUCAUGAUCUGUAAUAUCAGUUUGCAGAAUUAGCAAAAUCCUACCUCUCACGACUCACAUGGUAGUAAAUCUUAUACAGUGUCUGUGAACUGGUCAUAUAUUCAGAAUCAUUGAGGAGAUCUUAACAUUGCUGCUGAUGGGGUUAUUCUAUAGUAGUUUCAUUGCAGAAAUGAAGGAACUUCUUAUGUAUUGAUCAAGGAAAAAGAGUUCAUACUGCCUGCAGGGGUACUUGGUAAUUUGGGGACAACAGAGAUUGUGGUUUCACAUGGUGGAGUACGAUCUUCUCGUUUGAAGUGGAUUACAUCCAUUUUGAUACUUCUUAUAAACACAGGCUCAAAUACCUAAUGGUUUACUUAUAAAAAAAAAAAAAAAAAAUUACCUAGUGUUUUACACAAUGAAUUACUAUUAAGUUCAAGUGAAAUAAAGAGGAUGAUUGUCCUU